This is a messenger RNA of Scylla paramamosain (green mud crab), 2471 nucleotides long. RefSeq lists its product as uncharacterized. Bases 207 to 1781 code for a protein of 524 amino acids. Lineage: Eukaryota; Metazoa; Arthropoda; Malacostraca; Decapoda; Portunidae. The record is from RefSeq and is a predicted model, not a curated record. The transcript is spliced from 6 exons.
CUUACUCAUGGGUGGGGUGUAUCAACAGUACCCAGUUAGUUCACUCCUAGGCUUCCGUUUGGGUGCGUCGUGGUGUCCCUGCGUGCUGUGGCUGUCUGGAGCUUCCCUCAUUCGGUGAAGGCCUUGUGGGGUUCUAGGCUGACAAGGGGGCGCGGCAGCAAGGUGGGGGCACAGCAAGCAGGGGCACAGCAAGCAGGGCCACACCCAUGGAUGACAACCCUGAAGAGUGCCCAGUGUGCAUGACCUUGUUUAAUGAGGAGGAGGCAGAGGAACGCCCAAGGAACCUCCCCUGUGGCCACACCUUUUGUACCAGCUGCAUCAACAUCGUGAAAAAGAACGACCGCAUUUCCUGUCCCUCUUGUCGCACCAAGCACAAGGUCCCCCCGGCUGGAGGCUUCCCUAUCAGCUACACCCUCGAGGCUGUCAUCAGGAGGCGCAGGGACACGGGAAGGAGACAGUCGGCAGUAGCGCAAGUGACACAAUGCAGGGAGAAGUGUCUGUCAAGAAAAAUGUGUGCCCUUCUUCGGGAGCAGGAGGGAAGAGUUCAGACCACCAUCACAGCCUGCCAGGAGGUGCAGGCACAGUUUAACCAGUACCACACGAGUCUAGAAGGCCUGCAGACCCAGCAUCAGUGCCUGCAGGAUAGACUGCAAGCCAUACUGGAUGUGGUGAGAAAUGCAAGGGAAGUUCUGCGUCAGGAGAAGAGCCACAUGGAGUAUAGAAAGCAUCGGGUACAACAGGAGGAGAACCAGCUACAUGGCUUGCUGGAUCCACUAAGCAGGGUCACCACAUUGGAGGAAGCCUGCAAGAUGAUCAUUGUGACCAACCAAACCACUAGCCAGGUGGAGCAGGGAGUGGAGGAGUGGAACAAGGCCUUUCCCAGCUAUGACACUGUUGCUGCCACCAGGAAGGUGUGGGAUGCAUCAAAAAUGGCAGUUGAAGCUAUAAACGGUAUUAUGGCAAGUCUGCAGCCAAACGGUAAUGAGAGCACAACAGAUGAACCAGCCUGCCCCAUCACUGACAGGCUAAACUCCCUACUCACCACAACAGUAACAGCUGAGGACGUCUUCAGCCUGGAACAAUCUGCAAGGUACCUGCUGCUGGGUGGCCUGGUGGUGGCUGUCAUCCAGGGGCAAGAGGACACAUGCCACGCGAGGUUAAGUCUUAAAAAUAACCAGCUGUACCUACACUCCAUGCAACAGCUGCCCGUGCCCCUCGGAGCUGCCACGCUGCAGAUGACAGAGAUCGUUCCAUGUAACCCUCCCUGCAAGGUAUUCCUGGACAUAGCCUGGCCCGGCACAGCACCCCAGCGAGUCAUCAUAUACCUCAGCCCAGACACCCCACGUGGUCGCCAGUUCCUCUCUCUAUGCACGGGUCAGUGUGGAGUCUCGUACGCCAACACGAAACUUUUAGGGGUGAGGAAUAAGGGUUUGCAAGGGGAGUGGAUAUGGGGGGGUGAUUACAGUCAUGAUACUGGGGAGGGGGGAGCUGCCUUGUUACGCAACCUUGACUGGGGGGCGUACCGUAGGUCAAGUCGGGUCGGGGAUGUGUGGGGCGAGUACGGUGGUGACCUGUCGCGGGGUGCACAGUUUGGCAUCAACACAAGUAGUUGGGUUCAUGGACAGAUGUUUUAUGGUGCAUUCGGUGAAGUGGUGAGUGGCCUUGCAGUGCUCCGUGAGGCGGCCCAGCAGGAUGACGUGCGGAGAGUGACUGUGGUGGACUGCGGUGUGGUGCUGGAGUGCUGGGGGCAGGAUCCAGCACCACCAGAACCACAGCAGUGAAAAUGUGCAGUCAUUGUCUUGUUAUAAUUUCUUCUUCUUCUUUUUUUGUUUUUGUUUUUGAGGGACACUGGCUCAGGGUGCCAAGAAUCGAGGGGAAAAAAAAGAGUUCGCUAAGGCACCAGUCCCCAUUAGAAAAGCCAAAAGGAUCACUGAAAAUUUAGGGAUAAGUGUGUUGAAGCCUUCCUCCUAAAAGUGUUCAAGUCAUAGGAAGGAGGAAAUACAGAAAGACACCAACUUCAGGAAUUUACCAGAGAAAGGGAUGAAUAAUCGAGAAUACUGGUUAACUCUUGCAUUAGGGAGGUGGACAGAAUAGUGGUGAAAGACUCAGAAUACUGGUUAACUCUUGCAUUAGGGAGGUGGACAGAAUAGUGGUGAAAGACUCAGAAUACUGGUUAACUCUUGCAUUAGGGCGGUGGACAGAAUAGUGGUGAAAGACUGAGAAUACUGGUUAACUCUUGCAUUAGGGAGGUGGACAGAAUAGUGGUGAGAGAUUAAGAAUACAACAGCUGGCUCUGCAAACAAGAAUGCCUUAGGUUAGCAGAAAAGCUGGAAUCAUCUCCUGGAAAUACUUACGAGGGCUGGAAAUGUAAGAGAGAUCAGAACAUGUUUGGAAAUAAUAGAAUGAAAAAUGCUACCACUGACAAUACCUUUAAGUCUUUUGUAUGUGAAAUAAAUUAGUGAACAAUUCAA